AAACAGGAUCUAUGGAGAGAAACGAAGUGUAAAGUUUUAAGAAAACCAGAAAAAUCACAGCAACAAACUAGAUUUUAGUAUAAAAAGCUAAUGAAUAUAACAGCAUACUGACAUCAGCAAAGGGACCGAACAUUCACGAUUACCUGAACAGACCUCUGGUAUGCACCUUGUGCUGUGCAGGUGCUGCAGGUCAUUUAUUUACCUCAAAAGGGACCAAUUACCUCAACAUACACUAUCAGUCCACGGGAAGAGCUACUGUGGCCACUGUUAAUCAUGGGAACCACACCAUUGAAAUAUUUUUGUGGAAUAUCUGUAUUCCUCAGUUUAUGUCUGAUCUCAUUCACGCCACCGUGCGAUGGAGGGAACAUACUAGUGUACCCAGUAGACGGAAGCCACUGGAUCAAUAUGAAAGUCCUGAUAGAAGGACUUCAUACCAGAGGACAUAACAUCACUGUGAUCAGGGCUUCUACAACCUUGUAUAUCAAAGAAAAGUCUCCCCAUUACAAAUCUAUUACAAUAAAACUUGACAAAGACAAAGAAAAUUUCUUUGACGCGUAUCUACAGGAACAUAUUAAGGCACAGACGAAGGGAGCUUCAGCAUUUACCUCCUUCAAGAUAACAAUGGGUUUCCUUUCUGUAAUGUCUCAGGCACAUUCAUUGAUGUGUGAUUACCUUCUUGAAAUCCUUGAUGACCCAACUAUGGUCACAAGCUUGAGAGAUUCUCACUUUGACCUUGUUCUUACUGAUCCAGCCAUAGCUACAGGGGUUGUACUAGCCAAGUAUCUUGAACUUCCACUGGUCUUUAAUGUUCGGUGGAUCACCAGUGGAGAUGGCCAGUUUGCCAUCGCUCCCUCACCACUAUCCUAUAUCCCAGUUCCAGGAUCAGGCUUUACAGACAAAAUGAAUUUCAUGCAAAGGGUCAAAAAUUUGUUUUUCUACAGCAUUACAUUGUUGCAGCAGAGGUUCAUGACAGGGCCACACUAUACUGCAGUCUGUGAAAAAUACAUCAAGGGUGGAUGUGACAUCAUCUCACUUCUUCAGGAAGCAGACAUUUGGUUGUUCAGGUCAGACUUUGUGUUUGACUUCCCUCGGCCCACGAUGCCAAACGUUGUCUACAUAGGAGGGUUCCAGUGCAAACCAGCCCAACCUCUGCCAGCAGAGCUGGAGGACUUUGUUCAGGGCGCUGGGGAGCACGGAGUGAUAGUCAUGACUCUGGGAACUUUGGUUAAUGCUUUGCCAAAAGAGGUCACAGAUGCGAUUGCCAGCGUUUUUGCUAAGAUUCCUCAGAAGGUGAUAUGGAGGUACAAAGGGAAACGACCCUCUACUUUAGGCAACAACACUCUGCUGGUGGACUGGAUGCCACAGAAGGACCUUCUGGGCCACCCACUGACCAAGGUCUUUGUAGCUCAUGGAGGAACCAAUGGAGUCCAGGAGGCCAUUUACUACGGUGUGCCUGUUCUCGGCAUUCCCUUGUUCUUUGACCAGUAUGACAACCUGCUGCGUUUGCAGGAGAGAGGAGCAGGAAAGAUCCUCCAGCUAAAUGAGAUUAGCCAGAGUUUUGAGCAGAGUCUGAUGGAGGUACUCCAUCAGGACAGCUACAGACAGAACAUGCAAAGACUGUCUGACUUGCACAGAGACCAGCCAGUAGCGCCCAUGGAUCAGGCCGUGUUCUGGGUGGAAUACGUGAUGCGCCACAGAGGAGCUGCACACCUGCGCACCGAGGCGUAUAAGAUGCCCUGGUACUCGUACUACUGUCUAGAUGUAGUACUACUGCUGCUGGCUGCAGUGACUCUACUGCUGCUGUCUACGGUGGCCAUGUUCAGGUUUCUGUGCUACAGAUGUUUUAGAAAGUCUAAAGCUAAACAGCAUUGAAUUCAGCUUUCUUCAAAAUCAUGCUACUGUGGGUUUUCUAAACAACGAAAAAUGAAUACAAAUCAAUUUCAAGGUGUUUUAUACUGUACCACAUUAUGCAUCUUACUGUGAAACAGGCGAGUCAAUGAAUGAAUGAAUCAAUGAAUUAACUAACCUGUUUUCCUGUUUAAAAAAUGUAAUAUACAGAGUACAAAUAAACUAAUUGAAAUAAUAACCAAA
Betta splendens (Siamese fighting fish) is the source of this 2091-nucleotide messenger RNA. RefSeq names its product UDP-glucuronosyltransferase 1A3-like. The transcript has 5 exons. NCBI's taxonomy places the organism in Eukaryota, Metazoa, Chordata, Actinopteri, Anabantiformes, Osphronemidae. Bases 274 to 1872 code for a protein of 532 amino acids. The record is from RefSeq and is a predicted model, not a curated record. Gene Ontology annotation, molecular function: UDP-glycosyltransferase activity.